GAGAACUUUCGAGAAGCGGAGGUAUAUCUGUGCUACUAGUUAUAUUCUGAGAAAUAAACGCUUAACGAAAGCUAAGCAUUUCCCAGUUGCUGAGUUUUCUCGUGGAUUAAUUGCCGGUAUUUUGUGAUAUUAAAAAAUUGUGCAUCAUCAAAUAAUAUCAGGUACUUUGGUUAAUCUAGCCGUCGUUCGAGUUACGCGUGUGCGGCCAUGAACUGGGUGUCGUAAUUAAAAUCUUCACUUUGCAAAUAUUCCGCACGAACUUCAUUUGAAGUUUCUGCCGCAGACACCGGCCAAAUUGUUGAGCCAUUAAGGCUGCACGCUGAAACAUGGUCAAAGAAACAACUUUCUACGAUAUUUUAGGGGUUAAACCUGACUGUACACAAGAUGAUCUGAAGAAAGCCUAUAGGAAAUUAGCUCUUAAAUAUCAUCCCGACAAGAACCCAAAUGAGGGCGAAAGGUUUAAGCAAAUUUCCCAAGCUUAUGAAGUAUUAUCAAACCCGGAGAAGAAACGUAUUUAUGACACUGGAGGGGAGCAGGCCCUCAAGGAGGGUGGAAUGAGCAGCGGGUUCUCCUCGCCCAUGGAUCUCUUUGAUGUAUUCUUCGGUGGUGGCAGUGGUUCGCGUAAUAGGAGAUACAAGGGAGAUAAUGUUGUGCACCGAUUGUCUGUUUCACUCGAGGAGCUCUACAAGGGUACAACUAGGAAGCUUGCAUUGCAGAAGAAUGUAAUCUGUGAUAAAUGUGAAGAAAACUACCUUCAGACAUUCAAAUUUACUUCACCAUUUCGUGAGUUCCUAAGGAGAGGAUACGGAGGAAAGAAAGGCUCGGCCCAGCAGUGUAGUACUUGUCAUGGUACUGGAAUGAUUGUACAGAUUAACCCAAUUGGUCAAGGAGUCGUUCAGCAGAUCAGAGGUCCCUGUACCAAUUGUAAAGGGCAGGGAGAAUACUUUGCAUCACGAGAUCGUUGUAAACAGUGUAAUGGAAGGAAAACCAUGAGAGACAGAAAGAUUCUGGAGGUGCAUAUUGACAAGGGUAUGAUUGAUGGCCAAAAGAUAGUAUUCAGUGGUGAGGGAGAUCAAGAGCCGGGGCUGGAGCCUGGUGAUAUUGUUAUCAUUCUUGACGAGAAAGAGCAUCCUUUAUUUAAGCGUUCAGGACAUAAUCUUCUAAUGACAAUGACCCUGAACCUUGUGGAGGCACUCUGUGGAUUUCAGAAAACCGUGCGUACUCUCGAUGAUCGAGAUCUUCUGGUAACAUCUCUCCCCGGAAAUGUAGUGAAGCAUGGUGAUCUCAAAUGCAUUGUCAAUGAAGGAAUGCCAGUUUAUCGUGAUCCAUUCACGCGUGGCAAACUCACAAUUCACUUCACUCUCGAGUAUCCAAAAACAAUCGAUCCGGCAAUUGUAGCUAAUCUUGAGAAAAUUCUGCCCCCACGAGACCAUACAAUUAUUCCUGAUGGAGCUGAAGAGGUGCAUCUUGAGGAUUUUGAUCCCGUUGCUGAUGCUCAGGAGCAGCGCGAGCGCGGCGAAGCAUAUGACGAGGACAAAGGCUCAUCCCGAGUCCAAUGCGCUACGCACUAAUUUCAAACUUGUAAUAAGGUUAACGGAAAAAACAAAAUUGAGACCACUUUUAAUUCAAAAAGAUGAACCAACAAACAAUAAUAAAUCAAUGAUCCAAUGUAUCAUUAAUCCGGAGAUAUGUUUUAUGGAUUAAGUCGCUCCAUGAUGAACUGUGGGCGUCCAGCAUCUAGAUCAUAAUUAUUAACUGGUAUUUAAUUGACAUUAACAAUUCAACAGCUGAGGGAAGGGGAAAAAAUGAUGAAAAUUUAGGAGAGACAUCUCGACUUCUAUCCGAAACGUGAUCAUUUAGGUCAAAUUCAAAAAUAUCCUUUUACCUAUUAUAUUUCCAUGAAACUAGCAAUUUGCCGAGUUGAAACUCUUUGAAGAACAUUUCAAAAAGUUGCAUAUUCAUAGCUAUUUUUCCCUCAACUGUUAAAUUCAAAUUCGAGACAUAAAAACUAAGGAAAUUAAGAUGAACAACUGUUUGUCAUAACUUGAUUGUUAAUGACAGCAAGCAACCUAGCUUCACUUCUUAUGAAAUCUAGGACUAAACUAUAGAAAAAAAGAAAAAAAAACACAUACACACAACACAUGUGGACUUAGCAUUCUAAUUAUUUACAAAAACUAUAGAUAAAUUUAUUGAAUUCCAAUAGAACGCGUUUUUAUAGAAAUAUUAAGUGGUCCGUGAAUCGAAUAAUAGCAUUAUUCUGCGUCGUCAAAUUGAUCCUGCAAAGAAUUAUUGGGUAUUCGUUGCGCAUAUGCGAAUUUUGUUUUGAAAAUAAAAUGAAUGAAACUUUGGAAAAGACAGA
Diachasmimorpha longicaudata is the source of this 2359-nucleotide messenger RNA. RefSeq names its product dnaJ homolog subfamily A member 1 (gene Droj2). NCBI's taxonomy places the organism in Eukaryota, Metazoa, Arthropoda, Insecta, Hymenoptera, Braconidae. The record is from RefSeq and is a predicted model, not a curated record. Gene Ontology annotation, molecular function: ATP binding; Hsp70 protein binding. The transcript has 7 exons. Gene Ontology annotation, cellular component: cytosol; cytoplasm. Gene Ontology annotation, biological process: response to heat; protein refolding. The coding region runs from base 327 to 1571 and encodes 414 amino acids.